UUUUUUUUAUUGAGAGCCCAAGAAUCCUCUCUUCCCCUUUCUCUCUUUCUUCUUUGAGAUCUUUAAUUUAAUUUCAAUGGCUUCAUUUCCUCAUUUCUACUCUGAUCUUCUUUAUCCCAACAAUCUUUCUGAUCUUCAGAGCCUAUUAAUGGCUGUUGGAGACACUGGAAUGUGUGACCUUAGAAACAACAACAACAACAAUAUCGACUUUUCUCUAAGGGAAGAAACUUUCGUUCCUUCCUUUGAUCAAACCGUGUCACCCGAGCAAUCCUCGUCUGAUACCCUAUCGCCCCUCCUAACAAUGCAGUAUCCUGACCUAUAUGGGUCGGUCUCUGAUAUGGCCGUCCCGUCGUUGCCCGAGUUUAACACGAUGAGUACGUACGACAUUCAUAGCUUAAUCAGCAACAAUCAACCACAAGUUCCUGGUACAUGCAAUUACAGCGAGGAGUUCUUAGGCUUUGUGCCUGAAUUGAAGCCCCUAUACCGCGACACCUGGGGAAGUCAGAGUAGAUAUGAAAUGCAAGGAGUGGAAGAAACAAAUAUUAAGGUGGCAAGUCGCUACUCAGAAGAAGAAAGGAAAGAAAGGAUUGUCAGAUAUUUGAAAAAGAGAAACCAGAGAAAUUUCAACAAAACCAUCAAGUAUGCAUGUAGGAAAACCCUAGCAGACAGAAGAACAAGAGUACGAGGAAGAUUUGCUCGCAACAAUAAUGAACUUUGUGACACUGAUGAAAUCCCUCUCAAAACCAACAAAUUAACUACCCCCACUCACAACCUAAUUAAACAAAGAGAUCAAAUGAACAAGGAAGAAGAAGAGAGCUGGCUGCAAGAAUUGGCAGCAAGUUUAAUGUAUUUACCUUAUGUGACAAAUUAUGGAAUGUAAUUUGAGUAAAAAAUUAUUACUCGUGUAAAAUAAACUAACUAUUUAAAAAUGACCUUUUUUUUUGGGGGUGGGGUUUCAACAAAUUGAUUGCUUUUUAAGAUGUGCUUAUGUAAUCUCUGACUCUGUGUGUGUUGCUAGUCAGGGUCCCUUUGGAGUUUGACCAAGCUUCCCAUGAGUUGCUAAUUACUACCUAAUCAUAAAUAUAUGUGCAAAAAACAAAACAAAAAAGGUUAAUUAAGAUCUCA
This is a messenger RNA of Benincasa hispida (wax gourd), 1125 nucleotides long. RefSeq lists its product as uncharacterized. Gene Ontology annotation, biological process: regulation of flower development. The record is from RefSeq and is a predicted model, not a curated record. Gene Ontology annotation, molecular function: protein binding; DNA-binding transcription factor activity. Gene Ontology annotation, cellular component: nucleus. NCBI's taxonomy places the organism in Eukaryota, Viridiplantae, Streptophyta, Magnoliopsida, Cucurbitales, Cucurbitaceae.